AUGUCUAACAUAUCUAUACAUAGUCUACAGCCCCCUUCUAAUGGGAAUGACAAUCACAGUGCAUCUCCAAUACCUAUACUACUAAAAUUGAAUCAAGAUAUCUUAACUCAUCUAAAGAAUAGUCUGAUUAAUGGUAAUAAUGUUAAAUUAAUAGUAAAUCAAGGUAAUUAUUCAAUUAGGAUAUCGGAUAAUUUGGAAUUCCCAUGUAUGAAAUUGCCUGAAACUUUAAAUGUCGAUUUAUAUUCCCUUAACUCCAGUAAAUCAAGUCAAUAUCAAGGAAGAAUUCAAACAAGAUUAAAUGUAAUAACUGAUUCUAAAAAGAUAAAGCAGAUUGUCAAUACUGCUGCUGCUGCUGCUACCACCACUUCAUCUCAAUCAACACCAUUUGCAUCACCUAUGAUAGGUACUACACCUUCAAUACCUUCUGUUCCAUCAACUCCAUUACAACCGACAAAAAUUAAUUAUAAUAAUUAUAGCAUAAACAAUGAUUCACAAGAUAUGAUUGUUAAGAAAUUCAUAUAUUUAUUGGCACUUGGUCCUAUUUCAUAUAAUAAAAUUACUCAAUAUCUAAAUUAUCAAAAUAUUGGACCAUUAAUAGAUGAAUAUACUCAAAUUUAUGAUCCUCGAGAUACAUUUAUCCAAGAUGAUAUAUUCCCCAAUGGAGCCACUUUAUCUACUUCAAAACAAUAUAUAUUAAAAGAUAAAUCAUAUAAAGAUUUAUUAGUAUGGAAAUGGACAAGUUAUGGAGAUUAUGAACGGAAUUUAAUUAUUAAUAAUAUAAAUAGAGCAUUAUCAAGAUUGGGAUAUUCAAUUACUCAUCCAUUAAGAAAAAAAUUAUGUGAACCUCCUGCCCCAGAAUCAUCAGAAUUGGAUAAUAAUAGUGAAGAUGAUCAAGAUAAGAAAUCAAUUAGAUUAGGUGGGGCAAUACUUGGAAGUAAUACCAAAAAUUCAAAGAAAUCAAAAAUCGUAUCCAAGAGAGUAAUAUCUAAUUCUUCCGAUGAUGACGAUAAGCUAAAGAACUCACAAUCAUCAAUAAGAUUGGAUGUGACCAAAUCUCAAUCCCUUCCAAUUAAAUCAAACAAAAGAAAACUUUCAAGUUCAAGUAUAGGUUCAUCCGAUGAUGAUGGGUCCAUAUCUUCUUCAAGUUCCUCCGGUUCUACAUCCUCGUCGAAGAAGAUCAAAUUAGAAUUCACGUCUGGUAACGUUACUUCCCCAUCAUCAGAAGAAGAUGAAACUGUUCUUCCAUCAACUCCAAUAUCUGGUAGCAAUCGACAAUUAACUCCGUCGAUUCCGAAUUCUUCUCAUGGGAAAAAAUUGGAAUAUUAUACAAAUUUAGCCAUGAAAUUUAAAUCAAAAUAUCAAGAAUAUUCUAAUUUAUAUUUAUCCCUUCAAUCAACCACCAAUAAUACUACUAGUACUAAGAAGGAAAAAUUGGUAAAAUUAUUUGAAUUACAUCAAUUAUUAAGUAAAUGGAAGAAAUUAUUAUGGGAUUUUGAUCGAGAAUCGAAAGAAAAAAAGGGUAAUCAAUUUAUGCUGUUAAAUAAACAUAAAUUAAGUGAAUCUAUUACUACUACUGGUGGUACCGGUGCUGGACGUAUUCAAAAACCCAAAGUUAAUGGAAAUGGAAAUUCUUCUUCAAAGAAGAAAACUAAACAACUUUUGGAUUAUUGA
Hemisphaericaspora subhashii is the source of this 1671-nucleotide messenger RNA. RefSeq lists its product as uncharacterized. Lineage: Eukaryota; Fungi; Ascomycota; Pichiomycetes; Serinales; Debaryomycetaceae. The coding region runs from base 1 to 1671 and encodes 556 amino acids. The record is from RefSeq and is a predicted model, not a curated record. The transcript is spliced from 2 exons.